Molecule: messenger RNA, 1425 nt
Organism: Danio aesculapii
Lineage: Eukaryota; Metazoa; Chordata; Actinopteri; Cypriniformes; Danionidae
Gene: mbl2
Product: mannose binding lectin 2
Exons: 4
Coding region: 32-982 (316 amino acids)
Source: RefSeq, a predicted model, not a curated record
UAUAGUAAACAGUUAACCAGGUUGUAAAAAUAUGGGAAGUUGGGUGAAUAAAACACACCUAAAAACACAUUGUGCAUUGAAUGGGCGGCAUAUCCUGAGAGGAAGAGACGUUUUUUUUUUGGAAUACAAGAUUCACAACAACAAGCCUAUAUAUUUUAACCCAGAAGACACUCCUCGCUUGUCAGUUGACAGUACGGACUUGCUACACUUUGGCUUCUUCAUUAAACUUAUGACGCUGUUGAAGCUGUUCCUCAGAGCUCUUCUGCUCCUUCAGCUUGCUCUGCUGCUGCUGGCUGAAGCUGCUGACCCUCAAACCCUGAGCUGUCCUGCUUAUGCUGGAGUUCCUGGCACUCCUGGGCACAACGGUCUGCCUGGCAGAGACGGAAGAGAUGGAGCCACUGGACCCAAAGGAGAGAAGGGAGAGCCAGGAGUGAAUGUGCAGGGGCCACCAGGUAAAGCAGGACCACCUGGACCAGCCGGAGCAAAGGGUGAAAGAGGACCAUCAGGCUUACCAGGACGGGACAGCAUGUCUGACUCACUGAAAUCUGAGCUCCAGAAACUCAAUGACAAGAUUGCUCUAAUUGAGAAGGUUGUGAAUUUUAAAACGUUCAAAAAAGUUGGACAAAAAUACUACGUUACUGAUGGCAUCGAGGAGUCUUUUGAUAAAGGAAUGCAGUACUGCAAUGGCAAUGGGGGAGCAUUAGUUUUGCCAAGAAGUCUUUUAGAAAACAAUGCAUUAAUGAAAGUAUUAGUAUCCAGUGCUUUUACUAAGAAAGCAUUUAUUAGAAUCACAGACAGAGAAAAAGAGGGAGAGUUUGUAGACACUGAUGGAAAGAAGUUGAUGUUUACCAACUGGUAUCCUGGUCAGCCUGAUAACUAUAAGGGAGUUCAAGAUUGCGGCGCUAUUACAGACACAGGCUCAUGGGACGAUCUCAGCUGUGAUGGUCUGCAACCCAUCAUAUGCGAAAUAGAGAUCAAAUAGAAUGUAUACCACACUAUACAGGUUGUUUUUUUGCACAAAAAAUAUGUCAUAUUUUACUAACACGUUUAACUUUAGAGGAGUUAAGAAAUUAAUAUUUGAUAUAAUAUACCUGAACAUGCGUUUUUGAUCAACUGUAUUAAAUAAUAAAUCCAUUAAAUGUGAUAAAUCCAUUAAAUCCAGAGAAACUCAAAAUUUCUCUUUUUUUCCAAAACUACAUCUGAACCACUGAUCUAUAUUAGAGAUUAUUAUGCUUUCAUUCAUUCAUUUUCCUUCAGCUUCGUCCAUUGGAAUGUUGUUCCAGGGUCAACAUAGAUGUUAAUACAGGAACAUGUCCUACUUGGUCAAAUCAGGUUGGCUGUAAAAAUAUGCAAUGUUUUCGUUUGAUUUGUUUUGUCAUUGAACUUUGAUCCUGUGGCCAGUUGCAUGAAAUGCUUUGAACCUUU